Messenger RNA from Carassius carassius (crucian carp), 960 nucleotides. RefSeq lists its product as uncharacterized. NCBI's taxonomy places the organism in Eukaryota, Metazoa, Chordata, Actinopteri, Cypriniformes, Cyprinidae. The transcript has 5 exons. Bases 1 to 945 code for a protein of 314 amino acids. The record is from RefSeq and is a predicted model, not a curated record.
AUGAGUUCUUCAGCGCAUUCCUCUGUGACAGAGCCCAUGAAUCAGCCUCAACAUGCAGGACCUUGUGAGGAAUAUUUGUCAAGUUUCCAAUACCUGCUGCACUCUGUGGCGAUGUUAAUGGGACACGCUGAGCAAGCUGAGGCCAUGGGCAUUUCAUCUCCUCCAAACAUCCUUGUGAGGGAACAGAGGUUGUCCUCUGAGCACCGAGUCACUACACUUAACCAAGGCCGAAGAAAACGCUCAAAAAACUUCAGUGAAUUUGAGAAGACCCUUUUUAAACCAAUUGUCUCAAACUAUCCUGUAAUUGAAAACAAACAGCAUGAUUCAGGUACAGAAAACAAGAAGGCGGCAUGGAUUUCCAAAUUGAAUGAAUUAAACUCAAAUGAAAAAGUAACCAAACGGACACUCCAACAAGUUCAGGUCCUGUGGAAAAACAUAAAAAUAAACCUGAAAAAAACAACUGCUGCUACGCGUCAAGAGCGUUUCAAGACAGGUGGGGGACUCCCAGUUCCACCAGACACAGAGGAGUUGGGGGACUUGUUGGCUGGGAUUAUUGAAAGUCAGCAACCCCUGGAAGGUAUUCCAGAUGAUGACCAUUUGGACAGUUCAGAUGACCUGAUCUUGACACAGGACUUGGGGGGCGCAGGGAACAGUCAAGAUGCUCAAAUGAAUCCAGCCGCAGCCAGCACCAACAUGCAGCAGCAUCCAGUCUCCUGCAGUAGCAUUAGUCAGCAUCCAGCAGUCUCUAAUCCAGGCAGCAGGUCAAGAGGGAAAAGGAUGACCAUUCAUGAGAAACUUGCCAUAGAGUUCCAUGAACGUAAAUUACAAUAUUUAAAAGAAGAACAUGAAGUCAAAAUGAAAAAUCUUCAUCUUGAGUUGUCUAUGAAAGAGAGAGACAUGAAGCAGCAGCAGUGUCAAUUGUCCUUAGAACAAAAUCUCAGUUAAAUUAUUUCCUGAAUU